Messenger RNA from Botrytis cinerea B05.10, 2025 nucleotides. It is a transcript of the gene Bcmod5, whose product is annotated as Bcmod5. The transcript is spliced from 3 exons. Gene Ontology annotation, biological process: tRNA modification. Gene Ontology annotation, cellular component: mitochondrion. The coding region runs from base 74 to 1528 and encodes 484 amino acids. Gene Ontology annotation, molecular function: ATP binding; tRNA dimethylallyltransferase activity. The record is from RefSeq and is a predicted model, not a curated record. Lineage: Eukaryota; Fungi; Ascomycota; Leotiomycetes; Helotiales; Sclerotiniaceae.
GGCUCUUAGCAGGCAAUUAGUUUCGAAUAAUACCAAAUUAUUUUGGCUGUACCCAGUGCCAUCACUCGUUAAUAUGCUACGUCAAAUACACAACAAAUAUAGGAAGCUAUUAACAAUGGCUCGCGCAGUUCCUAAGAAUCCUUUGAUAUUUGUUCUCGGUGCGACUGGUACUGGAAAAUCACAAUUGGCUAUCGACCUCGCAAAACGAUUUAAUGGCGAAAUAAUAAAUGGCGAUGCUGUGCAAAUGUAUGAAGGUUUACCUAUCAUUACAAACAAGGUCACUGUCGAGGAACAAAAUGGUAUUCCACACCACUUGCUAGGAUUUAUUCCCCUGGAUGCGGAAACAUGGACGGUAGGGACAUUCAAGGAUCGAGCAAGCCAGAUAAUCCAAGAAAUUCGGUCCAGGGGACGGAUACCCAUUGUAGUAGGCGGAACGCAUUACUAUACACAGUCUCUUCUAUUUGAACAUGAGCUCGUUUCCUCCGCCUCCGGGAAAAGUUCCGGGGAAGGGCAGGAUAAUGAACAGCUCUCCAUAGAAGAGAUAUCCAAACGAUUUCCAAUACUCGAUGCACCCACAGAACAAAUACUGGAUCGAUUGAGGGAAGUUGAUCCCAUCAUGGCUGCGCAGUGGCAUCCCAAUGACCGACGCAAGAUUCAAACAUCGCUGCAAAUAUUCUUAACAAGUGGAAAGAAAGCCUCCGAUAUCUAUAAGGAGCAGCGAGAGACCAAAGCCAUGGCCCAAGCAACCUCGGACGGUAACUCGGAUUAUCCAGACGCAUUUAACAUAGGCUCACCAUUGCUAUUUUGGGUUCAUGCUAAAUCAGAUAUUCUCAAAUCAAGGCUUGACAAAAGAGUCGAUAAGAUGAUUGAUGUUGGCCUAUUGGAUGAGGUCAAGUCUAUGGAGAGAAUUCGCCAAGAAUACAUUCGUGGUGGUGUUGAUCUUGAUCUUUCUCGUGGAAUAUGGGCCUCUAUAGGCUGGAAGGAAUUUGAGCUGUAUCUACGCGCUCUUGAGCAGGAGGACAGAGAUCCAAAAAAGCUAGGUGCCCUCCGUGAUGAUUCGCUCGAAAAAAUGAAGGCAGCCACCCGACAAUAUGCGAAGAGGCAAAUUCGAUGGAUCAGUCUGAAAUUGAUACCGAGUCUUGUUCAAAUGAACGCCCUCGAUAGAUUAUAUCUCCUCGAUGGUACAGAUGUAUCAUCAUGGUUGGAGAAUGUGUCAGAGGCUGCUAUUGGUGUUACCCAAGAAUUUCUUCUUGGCAGCAAGCUGCCAUCACCAAGUGAAAUGUCAACCCUAGCUGGAGAAUUUCUAAAUCCCGAAAAACCCUUGCAGCACUCCCAGAGCAAAGCCCGUUGGGUGCCAAAGAAAUGUGAAAUAUGUCACAUCGUCGUUAUGACAGAAGGUCAAUGGCAAGUGCAUUCUACAACCCGCGCCCAUCGACGAAUGGUAAAGAAGUUGCAAAAAAAUGGGGUGGGUGGUAGGUCCUGUCAUAAUAGCGAAAAGGGUGGUAGCACAUCAUCAUUUGCUACUUGAAUGGCAGCAAUGCUGUGCCCACAGGCAUAAAUGACGCAGAUCUCCAACCCCCACGCCAGGCCAACAGAUGAAAAAUUGGUAGCUUUUAGAGCUCGUAACAAAUCUUUGGUAACAUGACCAUUAUCAGAAUUGUAGCCAAGAUCCAGCCUUACGAAACAUGGACGGAAAUGAAACCAGGAGUAACUUGACAUCUUACGCGAGGCUGUUCGUAAGACUCCGGGUUAUACUUGAUGCUGUACCUCAAAACGGAGAUUAGGAAUUACUACAAACGUAGAAUUUCCCACGCUGGCUGUACCUGGAGUGGUAGUACAUCGUGAAGCGCUUCUGUGGGAACACGCGAGAACGAACGAACUCGCACCAGACAAUUUCAACAACUUGUUCUGCGCUAUAUCUUUAAUUUUAAUAGGGAAUUCGUCGAAAACGCUCGAGUUGCCAAAGAUUGAUAAGAUAGAGACCAUUGGACAUGGACCAACAAGACUUUUGAAGAAUUUUUUCCA